GCGCGUUUGUAUUGUCAGCGCUGCGGUUGCUUAAAAUUUCAGGUGUUCAGGAUCAGGAUCGGAAUAAGGGUAGGCAGAGAAAAAUAUUCUGGAGCAGAUGGAAACCCUUGAAGAAUCGCUAGAGAUCAUCAGCUCGAGUUGAAAAUAUGCCCAACGUGGACGAGCAGCGGGUAAAAGCCACAAAGCGAGCCGAAACGGAUUUAACAGAGGAGAAGGUUGAUAGCCAGGCGGAGGGUGAGGGAGAUCCCAAAGAGGAGUCGGAGGAGGCCAGCGGCAAGAUCAAGGGCCGUUCCCGAUUCUCUGCGGCUCUGCGAAGCCUCUCCAAGUCGAAAACCAAAAGGGAAAGGGAGCUGGACAAAAGCGCCGACAGGGAGACGAGAAGCGCGGAGGAGGAGGCGCAGGAAACCCCCGGCGAGCUGGAAGACGUGGCCAGCUCCAUAUCCACAGACAGCGGAGCCCUCGGGAAGACCAAGAAGAAGAGCCUGACGCGCCGCCUGCUUCUGGGUGGCCUCAGAAAGACCGGGAAAGCCUCUACAAAGGCGCGACCCCACAGCCUGGCCACCAGCGACGACCUCAGCGUGGAGCACCUGGAGGCCGGGACCCCACCGCUGCCAUCGCCACCCGGUUCACCCUCCUCCGCCAGCAGCAGCACCCUGCAGAUCACCAUCAGUGGGAAGAAGGUGGAGCCUGCGACACCCACCAAGAAGAGCGGCAAGAGCAGGCCCAAGAGCGACACGGAUUACCCGACACCCGCCGCCGGCGAGGAGAAGAAGCAGAGGAAGAAAACCACUACCACCACGGUGACCACGAGAGAUACGAGCAGCAGCACCCGCACCACCAAGCUGGUGGUGGCCAAGAAGAAGCCCCAGAGCCCAGAGAGAGGAGAGACGUCGACAACAGCGCCCCUUAUCACCACCACCGAGAGCUCGCGAGAUACGCCGCCCAGAGAGCGGGCGCCAGCGAAACCGAGUCGCGUUCAGUCUGCCAGCGGCACCGGAGCUGUUCGCAAGUCCCAAUCCUCGAGCGGAUCCAGCAGGAAGCUGGAAUUGAUGCAGCAGCAGCAGCAGCGCGGCCACCGCCUCAACGCCAGACCACUGGCUGAACCAGCGAGUACGGAACCCCAGCCAUCCGGGCCAGAGUCCCAGGACCCAUCCACACCCGAAUCCCCGCCAGCCGCAGACGACGGCAUCUCCUCGGCGGAAAGUGCCCAGACCAUUGCCAAUCCCCCGCCCGUAGUCCGCUUUGCCGUGGGCAGUGCCGUGCGGAGUCCUCUAAGUGCCUACGAAGCCGCCUUGGCCGCCGCCGCCAGUCAACAGCCCAAUUCGAACUCGAGUGACUCCAGUCUCCGGCGACUCAGCUUCGCCCAGCAGCAGCUCAUUCUCGGCGACCACGACAGCAUCGAGGGCAGGCGGGAAACGCUGCGCUAUCAGUCGGUGGCCAGUGAAUAUUCCAACCAGGACUCGGGCUCGGAGGACGAGAGCGAGGAGCAGGCGGAGGCCACGGAGCCAGAGAGCGCCAAGCCCAUGCCGGCCUUCGGUGACCUGACCAUGGAUCAGGAAAUGGAACCGGCCAUAAUGACGUCCACCAGCGAUAAACGCGAGCAUCUGUACAAGAUUCUAGUCAUUGGCGAACUGGGCACCGGCAAGACAUCCUUCAUCAAGCGCUAUGUCCACCAGUUCUUCAGCCAGAACUACAGGGCCACCAUCGGCGUGGACUUCGCCCUGAAGGUGCUCCAGUGGGACGCCAAUACGAUAGUGCGCCUGCAGCUGUGGGAUAUCGCUGGUCAGGAGAGGUUUGGAAACAUGACCAGGGUCUACUACAAGGAGGCGGUUGGGGCGUUUAUCGUAUUCGAUGUGACGCGCAGCGGGACCUUCGAUUGCGUGAGCAAGUGGAAGGAGGACCUGGACUCCAAGGUGCAGCUGCCGGAUGGCAGUCCCAUUCCGUGCAUCCUGCUGGCCAAUAAAUGCGACCAGGAAAAGCAGGGCAUUGUAACGCAGCCGGAGAAGAUGGAUGAGUACGUGAGGGAGAACGGAUUUGCCGGCUGGUUUGAGACGUCCGCCAAGGAGAACAUCAACAUCGACGAGGCAGCCCGCGCCCUCGUGAAUAAGAUACUCAUCAACGAUAAGCUGAUAUCCGCCGAUCUGGCCGAUGGCGACAAGUUCAACCUGAGCUCCGGCGAUGCAACCGGCUCGGAUGCCAAGAACAAGUGUUCCUGCUGACCUGGGACCGAGGUCCGGCUAUUUGCUAUACAUUCCAAUUUCCAUUCCCAGUCUGAGCGCGUCCAGGAGCGGUUUUCUAAGACAGAAACGCAGUGUGCCCACGUCCAUUCCAUGUUCAUGUUGUUAGAAGAUAGCGAUAACUAUGCUUAGGGUUUCAACGUAACAUUUGUCUAGGACUUAGUCUCAUCCGCAUCCCAGCCAUCUUCCCGUCCAUCCAUCAGUUGCCGUCAGUUCGGCUUUAUCUUUAACACCCCAGGUCGUAGAUAAGAGUCUGUGGGUCCGGGUCCACACUCUGACAUCGGGAAUUUAUAUCGUGGCACAUAGCUUACCUACGCAUACGCCCCAUUAUAACUAUCAUUAUUAUCGCCCGUAGCCGCGAGGAUUAGCCGAAGAUAGGGCAGCAUCCGUAUCAUAGCAUUCUACAUUUGUGUAAAAUACGAUCGUGUUCUUGUUUUUGUUUGUUUUAUUUGCCUUUGCUGGCGAGAUUGUUUUAUCUUGGAAUUAUUACUCUCACAUGCAAACACGCUCUGCCAUCUUUAUUUGCAUUUAGAUAACAAUACGUUUUAUGCAAUACGAAAUGAGAAAUAAAGUUUUUAAUGGUAGUUAAGUAAUAAAGAA
Molecule: messenger RNA, 2837 nt
Organism: Drosophila biarmipes
Lineage: Eukaryota; Metazoa; Arthropoda; Insecta; Diptera; Drosophilidae
Gene: Rab32
Product: ras-related protein Rab-32
Exons: 4
Coding region: 147-2219 (690 amino acids)
Biological process (GO): vesicle-mediated transport
Cellular component (GO): trans-Golgi network; vesicle; Golgi apparatus
Molecular function (GO): GTPase activity; GTP binding
Source: RefSeq, a predicted model, not a curated record